AGCUAGGCAAAUGCUGAGCGGCCAUUACACAGCGAGAUUCCUUUGUAGGGGGGCGAAAGGGAACUAGCAGUGCCGAGAAAACAGGGACGUCCCUGCCGCACCACACGGUGUAUACGUGGGACAUACAAAUAACAGAAAGAUUAGCUAGCUUUGUAGUGAGGAUAUCGGUACCGAUAAUAAUCACUGAUUAUCUCGUUGAUGAUAGAUCGAGAGCUGCGCAGCGUUCUAAGUUAGCUACAACACCAGCCAUAGUACGGUUGUCGUCUUGAGUUGAGUCGAAGUUGGGCGAAAUAACGGUUGUUUAAUUACUUCACCAUAUCCACUAGUUAGCUAAAAACGGCGUAUCUGAUCAGUUUUCAAAAUGGACUAUAAAGUCUUUACAAAGGAAUUAGACCAGUGGGUCGAGCAACUGAAUGAAUGCAAGCAACUGUCGGAGAAUCAAGUGAGAACGCUCUGCGAAAAGGCUAAAGAGAUCCUGACCAAGGAGUCCAAUGUGCAGGAGGUGCGCUGUCCCGUCACGGUGUGCGGAGAUGUGCACGGCCAGUUCCACGACCUCAUGGAGCUUUUCAGAAUCGGGGGCAAGUCGCCCGACACCAACUACCUGUUCAUGGGGGACUACGUAGACCGAGGCUACUACUCGGUGGAAACAGUCUCGCUGCUUGUCGCACUAAAGGUCCGUUACCCAAAGCGCAUCACGAUACUGCGGGGGAACCAUGAGAGCAGACAGAUCACACAGGUGUACGGCUUCUAUGAUGAGUGCUUGAGGAAGUACGGCAAUGCCAAUGUGUGGAAAUACUUCACAGACCUCUUCGACUAUCUCCCCCUGACUGCUCUGGUCGACGAACAGAUUUUCUGCCUGCACGGUGGCCUCUCCCCCUCGAUAGACACACUGGAUCACAUCCGGGCCCUGGAUCGCCUGCAGGAAGUUCCACACGAGGGGCCCAUGUGUGACCUGCUGUGGUCAGACCCAGAUGACCGCGGGGGCUGGGGCAUCUCCCCCCGAGGUGCUGGCUACACCUUUGGGCAGGACAUCUCGGAAACCUUCAACCAUGCCAACGGUCUUACCCUUGUGUCCCGCGCCCACCAACUUGUCAUGGAGGGCUACAACUGGUGUCAUGACCGAAACGUUGUCACCAUCUUCAGUGCACCAAACUACUGCUAUCGCUGUGGCAACCAAGCUGCUAUUAUGGAACUGGACGAUACUCUUAAAUACUCUUUCCUUCAGUUCGACCCUGCACCUCGACGCGGGGAGCCCCAUGUCACCCGCCGUACCCCCGACUACUUCUUAUAAACACCCACUGGCCUGGUGGUGGAGGAAGAAGACUGCAAGACCUCUACAGCAAGCAAACAACAAACCCCCAAAACCUGUGUGCAUAUGACCUGUUACAACAUGAAAGCACUGACAUGGACCAAAAUGUGCCAUAUAAGCAUUUAGUACACAUUACAUAAUGCAAAUUGCCCUGUGUCUCAGUACUGCAACACAGUGUCCCGUUUGAGCCUUUAGUGCAAUUGCCUGCUGUAUACUAUUGAUCGUAAUGUUAUUUUGUUUAUGGGCUGUACACACAGAGAGAAAGCAUCCCUAUUUACAGUAUUUCCCAUUAUUGCAUCUGUGAGCACACAGGCAGUGCCAUUGAGGCUAUCUCCAUUUUGAAGGGGUCCAUUUUCUUCACGAUUGGCUGAUCCCUCCUGAUUACCCAGUUGGACAUGACUUCCUACAGGGUCAUCAAGAGGGAUCAGCCAAUUAAGUUAAAGUCCCACCCAGUUGGCCUCUAUCUCUGCUACUGUAUAUUACUCUGCGCAAAGAAUUUGACAACUUGCUUCCUUACCCCACCCAAAUCUCACUGGACAAUGAUACAUUUUCCGUUGGCAAGGCCGGACAUAUGAAUAACGGUAUUUUAUACAAAUGCACAAGCUUACAUCCCCAGCCCGCUCUUCUCCAACAAAUACUACUGUUUGGGAAUGAAUGCUUACAUUUUUGGGAGUGUAUGCUUUCAUGUCAAUAGACCUACCUACUUUCUCCUACUCUUCCCCUUGGUCUAAUCUACCUGUUUAUUGUCCUCUGUAUAUUUGUCAUGAAGUGAUUGCCUCUGAUGCAUUUGAACUAAUAAAGGACUUUUAAUUGUAAAUGACACCAAAUCGCUGACUCUCAGUGAUAUUUUCAAUCAAGCCAAAUCAUUUUCACUUUAACGUCACCAGAACUCGAAAUUGUCCACUCAUAUAGUAAGUUUGUGUAGCAAAAUGUUUUAAUAAAGCUUGGGAACCACUGG
Messenger RNA from Coregonus clupeaformis (lake whitefish), 2267 nucleotides. Its product is annotated as serine/threonine-protein phosphatase 2A catalytic subunit beta isoform-like. The coding region runs from base 362 to 1291 and encodes 309 amino acids. Gene Ontology annotation, cellular component: cytosol. Gene Ontology annotation, molecular function: protein serine/threonine phosphatase activity. Gene Ontology annotation, biological process: mitotic cell cycle; peptidyl-serine dephosphorylation. The record is from RefSeq and is a predicted model, not a curated record. The transcript is spliced from 7 exons. Lineage: Eukaryota; Metazoa; Chordata; Actinopteri; Salmoniformes; Salmonidae.